This is a messenger RNA of Rhineura floridana, 1462 nucleotides long. It is a transcript of the gene SLC25A6, whose product is annotated as solute carrier family 25 member 6. The record is from RefSeq and is a predicted model, not a curated record. The coding region runs from base 96 to 992 and encodes 298 amino acids. Lineage: Eukaryota; Metazoa; Chordata; Lepidosauria; Squamata; Rhineuridae. Gene Ontology annotation, cellular component: mitochondrial inner membrane. Gene Ontology annotation, molecular function: ATP:ADP antiporter activity. The transcript has 4 exons. Gene Ontology annotation, biological process: mitochondrial ADP transmembrane transport; mitochondrial ATP transmembrane transport.
GGCAGCCCUUCCUUUUCGGUGGCGUAAGCUACAGCGGCGCCCGUGGUCUCUCGGAUCCCGGCCCCUCCCCCCCCUUUUUACCGUCAAACACCACCAUGGCAGACCAGGCCCUCUCUUUCGCCAAGGACUUUCUAGCGGGCGGCGUAGCAGCGGCUAUCAGCAAGACAGCGGUGGCGCCCAUUGAGCGGGUCAAGCUGUUACUUCAGGUGCAACAUGCAAGUAAACAGAUUGCUGCUGAUAAACAGUACAAAGGAAUCAUUGAUUGUGUAGUCCGCAUUCCUAAAGAGCAAGGAGUGCUAUCCUUCUGGCGUGGGAAUUUGGCCAAUGUCAUCAGAUAUUUCCCAACUCAGGCACUCAACUUUGCCUUCAAGGAUAAGUAUAAGCAAGUAUUCUUAGGAGGAGUAGACAAGCAUACCCAAUUCUGGAGGUAUUUUGCUGGUAACCUGGCCUCUGGUGGUGCAGCUGGAGCUACCUCCCUCUGCUUUGUCUAUCCUUUGGAUUUUGCAAGAACCCGUCUGGCAGCUGAUGUUGGAAAAGCUGGUGCUGACAGAGAAUUCAGAGGUCUGGGGGACUGCCUAGUCAAAAUCUUCAGAUCUGAUGGCCUGCGUGGCUUGUAUCAAGGGUUCAAUGUCUCUGUCCAGGGUAUAAUCAUCUAUAGAGCAGCCUACUUUGGAAUUUAUGACACAGCGAAAGGUAUGCUCCCAGAUCCUAGAAACACUCAUAUUAUUAUAAGUUGGAUGAUUGCACAAACAGUGACGUCAGUAGCUGGUGUGGUCUCCUAUCCCUUUGAUACAGUGCGACGUCGAAUGAUGAUGCAGUCCGGACGUAAAGCAGCCGAUAUCAUGUACUCUGGAACAAUUGACUGUUGGAGGAAGAUUGCAAGAGUUGAAGGUGGAAAGGCUUUCUUCAAGGGCGCAUGGUCUAAUGUUCUUCGAGGCAUGGGUAGUGCUUUUGUGCUUGUGUUGUAUGAUGAGUUCAAGAAAGUCAUCUAAAAAAAUCUUACUAGAAUUGUAAGUUAAAUUGGCAGAUCAUGUAGAAUAACUUGCCAUUAUGGACCAUUGACCUUCAAAAAAUUCCUGUGCAGAGUCUUAUUUAUCGGGACCAGAUCAUGUUUAAGUAGGGCUAGAGACUGCCUUCAGUGAACUGAUAACACUUUGAGAUACCAUGAUUCAGGCAUUGAAACAUACAGCCCAGCUCACUGGGUUUGUCUUUUUUUGGUGUUAAUUGUAGUGGUAGCAGUUCUGGGUCCAAGGCAGCUGAUCUUCAGGAGCCUGAAGAUUAGCCUGAAGUUUUAAGUCCUAUCUUGCAGGACCAUAAAAUAAUGUUUUGAGAAGUAUUCAUUUAACAAAUCAUGUUUUUCCACUUGUACUUAAGCACUAUGUACUGUUUGCACAGCUGAACAUCUAGCAUUUGUGUUCUCAGAUUUGGGGCAUUCUGCGAAACAAUAAAGAUAAUUAACUGA